UUGAUGGUGAAAAAGAUAAGUAGAGUUACAACAUGAUGAAAAAUUUGGCUAAUGUGGUCGGAGGAAAGACGGCGAGGGCAUGCGACAGCUGCCUGAAGAGGCGAGCACGUUGGUUUUGCGCAGCUGAUGAUGCUUUCCUUUGCCAUUCUUGUGACGGUUCGGUCCACUCAGCCAACCCACUUGCCCGCAGGCACGAGAGGGUUCUCUUAAAAUCGGCUAGCCCCGGAAAGCAACGCCACGACUCCUCCUCACCACCUCAUCCACCCACAUGGCAUCAGGGCUUUACACGUAAAGCUCGGACGCCACGCGGGGGAAAGAAGAGCCACACAAUGAUUUUCCAUGAUCUUGUGCCGGAGAUGAGCUCAGAGGAUCAGAGCUUUGAGGUGGAAGAGCAGCUCAUCUUUGAGGUGCCGGUGUUGAACCCAAUGUGUCAUGAAAAAUGCCUUAACGAAUCUGUGGAGUCAAAAAUCGAGCUACCGUUGAUGUCCAUGUGUUUCAAGGGCAGCGACGAAGAAGAUGACAACGCUGAAAGCUGUCUGAAUGGUUUGUUCCCGACCGACACGGAACUGGCUCAGUUCUCAGCUGAUGUGGAGAUUCUCCUCGGUGGAGGGACGGAUAGGGAAUACAAUAUGGAAGAGCUAGGGUUAGGUGAGAUGCUCAAGGUCGAAAAAGAGGAGGUGGAAGAAGAGGAAGAAUUAGCCACAAUAGAAGUGUGUGAUCUAGAUGUCGCUGAUGAGAUUACACCAUUUGUAAUAAGUUUUGAGUACGAGUACUCACAAAAAACGAAUCUUGAAGAAGAAGAUGAGAAACAAGAUGUGGAGAAUAAUAUGAUAGACGUGGGAGUGAAUGAGAUGAGUUGUUCGAUUAAGGAAGAGAAGAAUGAGAAGGUUCAUAUGCUUAGGUUGGAUUACGAGUCGGUGAUUUCCACUUGGGGAGGUCAAGGAACACCAUGGACCGCCCGGGAGCCACCUCAAAUAGACCUCAACAUGCUCUGUUGCCCAACCGAUUCCAUGGUUGAAAGUGGAGGAGAGGCUCAUCAUCACAACUACGUUCGCGGCCUAGGUUUACACAUGGGAGAGGCUGGUAGAGAAGCAAGAGUUUCAAGAUACCGGGAGAAAAGAAGGACAAGGUUGUUCUCCAAGAAGAUAAGGUAUGAGGUACGUAAAUUGAAUGCUGAGAAAAGGCCUCGAAUGAAAGGAAGGUUCGUGAAGAGAUCUUCAAUUGCUGCUGCUCACUAAGUAUUGAUUAAUCAUAGAUAUUCACUCUGUGCUCCUCUUACUUCUUUGUUGUUUUAUUUUACUGCAAUGUUUGAAAAUUUUGCACGUUUUGUGAGCUAUGUAUGUAAUAUAUUUUAGAGAAAAUUACUAGAAUGUUACAGAAAAAUUGGUUUA
This is a messenger RNA of Brassica napus (rape), 1391 nucleotides long. Its product is annotated as zinc finger protein CONSTANS-LIKE 6-like. The coding region runs from base 33 to 1238 and encodes 401 amino acids. The record is from RefSeq and is a predicted model, not a curated record. Gene Ontology annotation, cellular component: nucleus. Gene Ontology annotation, biological process: regulation of DNA-templated transcription. Gene Ontology annotation, molecular function: protein binding; zinc ion binding. The transcript is spliced from 2 exons. NCBI's taxonomy places the organism in Eukaryota, Viridiplantae, Streptophyta, Magnoliopsida, Brassicales, Brassicaceae.